CAUAUCCCCCCAAUGGCCGAGUCUGCCUCUCCAUGCACCCCGUCGUCUGCCCACCGCGAGGAUGAGCAGGGCGACGGCAGCCAGCCGUCGAAGAAGCGGCGCACCGGCGGGCCGCGCGGGGUGGCCAACCUGACGGCCGACCAGCUCGCGCGGAAGCGCGCCAACGACCGCGAGGCCCAGCGCGCGAUCCGCGAGAGGACCAAGAACCAGAUUGACGCGCUGAACCGGCGCAUCAGGGAGCUGGAGAGCCAGCAGCCGUACCACGACCUGCAGCUGGUGCUGCGCGACAAGGAGGCCGUCCAGGCGGAGAAUGCCGACAUCAGGAAGCGGCUGGAGCAUGUGCUGGGCGUGCUGCAGCCCAUGGUGCGCGCCUCGGACGGGCUGAACGAGCUGGCCGCCGCCGCCGCGCGAUCCCCGCUGCCACUGCCCCCGCGACACCCACACGCCGCCGACGCGAACGGCCACGGCCACGGCCACGGCCACGGCCACGACCACACUCCCGAGCCGCCUCGCUCCUUCCCCCCGGGCCUGCACGACCUGGCCGCCACGCCGCCGCAGAAUGGAAGCCAUUCGGGCGUGCACUCGCACGUGCACUCGCCCAACACCACAGAAGGCGGCCGCCCGUGGCUGUUCCCCGGCGACGCGCCCACCAGCCACCUCCGCAGGUACUCGCCGCCCCACCUGCCGCCCGACGCGCCCUUCGACGAGCGCCUGGGCGUCGACUUCCUGCUCGAUCACGGCCAGCGCAGAGUCGUCGACCCGGACCUGCCGCCGCCGCACCAGCCGCCGCCCAGCAACGUCAGCACCAGCCAGCAGGCCCAGUACGCCCCGGCCCUGGUCCCCCACCUGACGCUGCCGCGCAACAGCCCCGCCACGUGCCCGCUCGACACCAUCAUGCUCGACUUCCUCUCGGACCGCCAGGCGCGCGCUGCAGAGGGCCACCCCAUCCGCACCCUCGUCGGGCCCCUGUACCCGCACUUCACCUCGCUCGUCUACCCGGACCGCAACGUCGAGUCGCAUCCGCUGUCCAAGCUCUUCACCGACAUCCUGCGCACCUUCCCCGACAUCUGCGGCGUGCCCGAGCAGGUCGCCAUCGUCUUCGUCAUGUUCCUGAUCAUGCGCUGGCAGAUCGAGCCCACGCAGGAAAACUACGACCGCCUGCCGCACUGGGUCACGCCACGCGCCUCGCAGCUGUUCAUCGCCCACCCUUGCUGGUUCGACCACCUGCCCUGGCCAAAGCUCCGCGACAAGAUCAUCGCAACCCAGCCCUUCAUCUCCUUCGACACCUUCUUCAUCCCCUUCACAACCUCCGUCUCGCUGAACUGGCCCUACGAGCCCCGCGACUGCCUCCUCCCCGCCUCAAAAGUCCACCCCACAGCCCUUUCCUCGUCCUCCAGCGUCCAUGCCUCCUCCCCGUACUCUGCACACGUCAACGCCCCAUCGCCUGCCGGGCCACCACUCCCCCAGUCUCGGGUCGGUACGCCUGGUGCUCCGUCGCUGGGAGUGUUGCCAAAGGAGGAGGAGCAGUGGGUCAUCAAUCCAGCCUUCGAGAGUCACCUCCGAGACUUGAACAAUUGGACCCUGGGUCCCAAUUUCCGAAACACAUUCCCAAUGUUCGCACCAUGUGUCAAGAUCAAGGAGGGGAGGUGAGUGCUUGCGUUAUAUGGGCUGUCUGCAUGUUGUCUGUCUUGGUUGAUGGAGACAACGACUUGACUUUGUCCAAAUCAUGUUUGUAAUAUUAAACUUUGUACCUGAGCUAUGGUUCGUUUCUUUUUCUGUACAUAUCAGCAAAGAUAAUCGCUGCUACAGUUUUAUGGGAUCAGGGAGCACCAGCAAUUGCUCAAUCAAUUCAAUCAGAAAUCUGUAUAUAUAAUCGCAAUCACCUCGUCCUCCAUGAUUG
Dothidotthia symphoricarpi CBS 119687 is the source of this 1900-nucleotide messenger RNA. RefSeq lists its product as uncharacterized. NCBI's taxonomy places the organism in Eukaryota, Fungi, Ascomycota, Dothideomycetes, Pleosporales, Dothidotthiaceae. Bases 13 to 1650 code for a protein of 545 amino acids. The record is from RefSeq and is a predicted model, not a curated record. The transcript has 3 exons.